Dipodomys spectabilis (banner-tailed kangaroo rat) is the source of this 1423-nucleotide messenger RNA. RefSeq names its product angiopoietin like 3 (gene Angptl3). Gene Ontology annotation, biological process: phospholipid catabolic process; triglyceride homeostasis; phospholipid homeostasis. The record is from RefSeq and is a predicted model, not a curated record. Bases 35 to 1423 code for a protein of 462 amino acids. The transcript is spliced from 7 exons. Lineage: Eukaryota; Metazoa; Chordata; Mammalia; Rodentia; Heteromyidae.
ACAGCUCCAAAUUGCUUGAAAUUUAAUAAUUUGAAUGAAAAUGUACUUAAUUAAGCUCUUUGUUUUGCUUAUUCCUCUAGUUACUGCUUCCACAAUUCAUCAAGACAAUUCAUCAUUUGAUUCUGUACCUUCAGAACCCAAAUCAAGAUUUGCUAUGUUAGAUGAUGUAAAAAUUUUAGCCAAUGGCCUGCUUCAAUUGGGACAUGGUCUUAAAGAUUUUGUUCAUAAGACUAAGGGCCAAAUUAAUGACAUAUUUCAAAAACUUAACAUAUUUGAUCAGUCUUUUUAUGAUCUAACACUACAAACCAAUGAAAUCAAGAAAGAAGAAAAAGAACUGAGAAGAACUACAUCCAAACUACAAGUCAAAAAUGAAGAAGUAAAGAAUAUGUCACUUGAACUCAACUCAAAACUUGAAGGUCUCCUGGAAGAAAAAAUUCUACUUCAACAAAAAGUGGGAUAUUUGGAGGAGCAAUUAACUAAUUUAAUUCAAAGUCAACCUGAAAUUCAGGAACAUCCAGAAGUAAUUUCACUUAAAACUUUUGUAGAACAGCAGGACAACAACAUCAAAGACCUAUUGCAGACGGUGGAAGAGCAGUAUAAACAAUUAAAUCAACAGCGCAGUCAAAUAAAAGAAAUAGAAAACCAGCUCAGAAGGACUGGUACUCAAGAACUCAUAGAAAAUUCUCUUUCAUCCAAACCAAGAGCACCAAGAACUACUCCCCCUUUUAAGCUGAAUGAAACAAAAAAUACAGAACAAAAUGGCAUUCCUGCUGAUUGCUCCACCAUUUACAAUAGAGGUGAACAUACAAGUGGCACAUAUACCAUUAGACCCAGAAACUCUCACGUUUUUAAUGUCUACUGUGUUAUUAAUUCAGGUAAUCCAUGGACAAUGAUUCAACACCGAAUAAAUGGAUCUCUAAACUUCAAUGAAACGUGGGAGAACUAUAAAUAUGGUUUUGGUAGGCUUGAUGGAGAAUUUUGGUUGGGCCUAGAGAAGAUAUAUUCCAUAGUGAAACAAUCUAAUUAUAGUUUACGAAUUGAGCUAGAAGACUGGAAGAACAACAUGUAUUUUACUGAAUAUUCUUUUCACUUGGGAAAUCAUGAAACCAACUACAAGUUACAUCUAGUUGAGAUUGCCAGCAAUAUCCCCAAGGCAUUACCAGAACAGAAAGAUUUGGUGUUUUCUACAUGGGAUCACAAAGCAAAAGGAUAUCUCAGCUGUCCAGAAAGUUAUUCAGGUGGCUGGUGGUGGCAAGAUGUAUGUGAAGAAAAUCACCUAAAUGGCAAAUAUAACAAACCAAGAGCAAAAUCGAAGCCAGAGAAGAGAAGAGGAAUAUGUUGGAGGGCUCAAAAUGGAAGGUUAUACGCUAUCAAAUCAACCAAAAUGUUGAUUCAGCCAGCAGAUUUAGAAAGUUUUGAAUGA